This is a messenger RNA of Melanotaenia boesemani (Boeseman's rainbowfish), 1481 nucleotides long. RefSeq lists its product as uncharacterized. The coding region runs from base 99 to 1211 and encodes 370 amino acids. Gene Ontology annotation, biological process: D-serine catabolic process. The transcript has 10 exons. The record is from RefSeq and is a predicted model, not a curated record. NCBI's taxonomy places the organism in Eukaryota, Metazoa, Chordata, Actinopteri, Atheriniformes, Melanotaeniidae. Gene Ontology annotation, molecular function: D-serine ammonia-lyase activity.
CUGAGGAUUUUUGACCUCUUGGGGACGCCGUAGUAAUGUGGUCACAGCUCUCAAAUAUUUUAACUAGCGACACCUCUGCUUCUUAAAGUGCUGCCAGUAUGGAGGGGGAGCCCCUCUCUGCCCUGUGUACCCCUGCUAUGGUGGUGGAUGUGGACAAGGUGAAGAGAAAUGCCCAGAGGAUGAUCGAACGCUGCCAGAAACUGGGGGUCCAACUUCGCCCACACAUGAAGACCCACAAAACCCUAGAGUGUGCAGACAUAAUGACGGCUGGAUCUCGGAGGUGCAUUGUGGUUUCCACACUGGCAGAGGCCUGUUUCUAUGCCGACCAUGGAUUUGAUGACAUCCUCUAUGCAUACUGUCUUCCCUUUGACAAGGUCGAGCGUUGUGCAGCCCUGUCAGAGAGCUUGGAUCUCUUCCAGGUGUUAUUGGAUCAUCCUGAUGCUCUGGAGCAGCUAAAAAAGAGGCCCCUGAAAAAUGGUCGGCAGUGGCACAUCUGGCUGAAACUCGACUGUGGCAAUGGGAGAGCUGGUGUUCUGCACUCUGAACCUGAGGCUCUCAGAUUAGCCCAAGCCAUCGCUGAGGCAGAGGGCGUGGAGCUAACAGGGGUGUACGCCCACUGUGGAAACACCUACAACUGCAAAGGUGUGGAGCAAAUACAGGCAGUUGCCCAGGAAACCACCAGCUUUACUCUGCAGUUCAUGGAGAAACUGAAGGCUGUUGGGAUCAGCUGUAAGUCCAGCAUUGGUUCCACUCCUUCCUGUAGUCAUCCAGUUAAAGACAUGGCCAAGCUGAGUGAGGUGCAUCCAGGAAACUACGUCUUCUACGAUGUGCAGCAGUCUAUGAUUGGCUCGUGUUGCCUGGAGGAUGUUGCUGUGAGGGUUUUGACAAGAGUCAUAGGACACUGUCCACACAGGAACCAGCUCCUGAUCGACUGUGGAUGGAGUGGAAUCAGUUUGGAUGGAGCUGGAAAGCUUCCCACGGGAUAUGCCAUGAUUGAAGGACAUCCAAACCUCAAGUUAUUAUCUAUGACUCAGGAGCAUGGAAGAGUGGAACCUAUCUCAGGCCAACUGGACUACAUCAAAUACCCUCUUGGCACUCUGCUCGCAUUGAUUCCCUACCAUUCGUGUGCAACAGCCAUGAUGCACCAUGUCUACCAUGUGCACUCUGGGGGUCGUCUGCUGGGAACGUGGACACCCACUCGCGGAUGGUGAUCACCUGUGCUUGUUAGGAUAGAUAUUUGUGCAAUUCUACAUGGAUUAUUUUAGUAGCCCAUUACACCUGAAGUUGAUUUUGUGAAGUGAGGGAAACGACAAAUGUAGAAUAUCUUUUCAAAUCACAUUUAGACAUUUUCCAAUUAAUAUAUUUACAAUGUAGUUUUUGGCAAAGCUCUAUUGUAUGUAAAAUGGCUAUAUAAAUAUAGAAAAUAGAAAAUAGAAAGAAUAUUCUAUGUGUGAUGUCUGAUUAAAGGAAAAGUUGCAGAA